Messenger RNA from Kalmanozyma brasiliensis GHG001, 708 nucleotides. RefSeq lists its product as uncharacterized. The record is from RefSeq and is a predicted model, not a curated record. The coding region runs from base 1 to 708 and encodes 235 amino acids. Lineage: Eukaryota; Fungi; Basidiomycota; Ustilaginomycetes; Ustilaginales. The transcript is spliced from 2 exons.
AUGGCGGCAACAAACACGACAGCUUUCGACAUCGACCUCCCCUUCACGAGCUACGACGCCUCGCAUCCACUCGACUUCUCCUCUCGACCACACGAAAAGAUCGACGGCUUCUGGUACAUUGUCGGCUCUUCGCUUCCCCUGUGGAAGCCCAAGAAGAAUGUGGUGAUCCGCUACAUCCCCCACCCAGGUGCUGGCGCGAACGAGGUCAAGUUCACCGACGAGAUUCGCUCCGAACCGCGAUCCAAGAGUGCCGAUCCCGAAGCGGUGCAGGCUUCGGGUCUGUCCUCCAAAUGGAAGCGUGAGGAGAGCUGGUUCAACAAGGCUUUCGGAAUCAAGGGCACCAAUGUGCUUCAGAAGAAUGCCAAGAACGGCGCAUCGUAUCAGUGGACGGGCAACGGUCUGCUGCGAUUCUUCCACUCGAAAUGGCAAGUGAUCGGCUACGGUCCGUACGACCUCACCGACUCGUCGCGCACCAAGUUCGACUGGCUCGUCACGUACUUUGAAAAGACGCCCGCGACGCCCGCUGGCAUCGACCUCUACGUGCGCGAUCCGAGGGAUAUGCCCGACGCAACGUACAAAGAGAUCCUCGAGCAGAUGAAAGCGCUCAAGGCAAAGUACGAGGCAGAUCCGGAUGCCAAGCGCAAGCAGUUGGCAGGAGAGCUGGCCAAGCUUGCCGAAGAGUUUUUCGACAUCCCACACGAUGUGUAA